AUGGCUCAAUCUGUUCCAUAAAUAAAAUGGCUUUCGCUUCAAGCGAAGUUAGCUCCGCUAACUUUCUCUCACUCAAGCAAUUUUAUUUAUGGGGUUUGGUUUUACCUCGAGAACUUCUGCACAGCAACAGCGGUUUAACUUUGGAGAUAACCAGAGGAACUGCUCCUCAGUGCGAUCAAGACUCUCAGGUCUUUACCCCUCAGCACAUCCCAAGGGAGAUGGACCCUCAGACGGAACACGCGCAGGAGCUGAGUCGGAAUAAAGCCGUGGCGGCAGCGAAGCCCGUCGAAGCCUGAACGCCUUAUUUACCCGUGCCCUGGCGAUCAAAAGGGAUUGAUCCAGCGAUUUCUGGGCCCGACACGUGGAUAAAUAUGGCGGCAGCUCUGGAGUUGGCUACCCCGUAGUGGACGUAAAGCGAUAUAGAUAAUUAAGAUUAAGAUUAAGGCUCAAUCUGUUCCUCUCACUGAUAUGCUUGUAGCAGUCGACAACAACUUGCCAUCAGCUAGCAUCAUCAGAGAUCCUUCAGGAAAUGCUUAUACCUUUUAUAAGUAUAAAGGCACGAUCGCAGAAAGGGCUUCUCUUGAAUGGAAUCCUUCAUCUCUUGCAAGAAAAUCAAAAUACUCACUCCCCCUCCUCCGUAAGUGAGCAAAACCAUUGGAAAAAUCUCUAUUUUUUGCCCAAAAAUCUACCCUCUGUGAUUAAAACAAAAUUUUUUUAAUAGAAAAAAUGUUUUAUAAAAAAAAAUUGAUAUAUAAGUGAUAAUUAGUAUAAUGAAAUCUCGAGCUAAUUCUGUUAAAUUUUGAACAAAUUGCGUUUUUAAAACAUAAAUUUAUAAAUUAAAUUAAUAUUUGCUUCCCAAUUGUUGCAAAUUAGGGUUUUUUUUACAAUUUCGAAAAAAACAUAAUUUCUAUAAAUUUAUAUAUAAAAAAAAAAAUAAACCACCCUCAGUGAGUGAACAAAUUUUUUUUUGUUCACUCACGGAGGGGGGAGUCAGCAAUAAGAGGAUCUCACCUUGUUAUUGUAAUGAAUCCUAAUGAUGAUAUCACAGAAAUGAUACAGCCAAAUAUCAUCCCAGCUAAUUUUUUCAAUAAAACAAGACUGACUGAUCAUGAUUUAACUCCAUUUAUGGAUGAUCACAAUGACCGCCUUACCCUUCACCGUGAUUUUAGAUUGGUUGUAUUGCUUACAGCUCCUGGAGUUCCUCAUUGUUUACAGAGAUAUAUUGAUGCAGGCGAUUUUAAGUUUAUCGAUAUAGUUUAA
Blepharisma stoltei is the source of this 1260-nucleotide messenger RNA. NCBI's taxonomy places the organism in Eukaryota, Ciliophora, Heterotrichea, Heterotrichida, Blepharismidae. The record is from the annotation of a GenBank genome assembly.